CGGGGGAGGGGAGAAAAAGAUCUGUGCAAAUAAUUGCACUCAUUUCCCCUUUCACAAAUGGAUCAUACAGUCUUUUGGGGGGAAUGAAUUCAGAGGACCUUAGGAACAACUGCAUCCACCCCCCAAAAAUGGAUAAUCCAUUUGCAAACAGGGAGCAUUUUUCCCAAUUGCCCCCAGCUUUGCUAGUGUCUGGGGGACAUUGAAAACUGAAGGGGUUUCCCACUUAAAAGAUGGACCUCUCAACUUAACAGCCAGAAGCUCCAGAGCUCUGUUUUUGACCUGUGCUUCUAAAAGGGUUAAAAUUGGGGGAGGGGUCAAGAAAGGGUACAAAUAUACACAAGUCAAUGUGACUGUGCACUUUCCCUCCAGACAAAAAUCAUUAACCCUUUUCAAAGCAACCUUGAAUUUUGACAGCUGAGGAGUACCUACUGUCAUAAUCCUGGGAAAGGGAAUCCCUGUGACUUUUGCAACACCCAAAUUGCUAUCAUUUUGAGAUUAAUUGAAAAAUCAAGGGGACCCUUGGGACAUGUGGCUGCCAGAGAAUCACACACCAUGUGCCCAAUCACAUUUUGGGAUCAUCAUGGGCAUUUCAUGGAAGAACCAACCCCCUGUGGGCUAUCACUACAAUGGGCUGUUGUGAUGUACAAAUUCUCCCAUAGGAAUAUGCACCAUUUUGCUGUAGAAAAGAAUAAUUUUUGAAAGUUAAAAUAAUAAAAUGUGCUUCUAUCACCAUGCACACGCUUGGACACCUACCCCAAAUAUAAAUCACAAUAUAAAUAAAAAUAAAAUAAAAUAAGAUGUUGUUAAGGAUAAGAAGAAACGAUGCUGUGGUGAUCCCAGGUGAAGACUGCAGGUGUGGUGUACCUGCCACUGUCCCCAUCCCUCUCACUUUCUUGGGUUGCAGGACCCUGAACUUCAGUUUUGAGCUGCAGACCUAGCUGUGCCACUGAUGUUUGUUUCUCUCACACUCUUCGUAUGUGCUCUGCAUAUGCAUGCAUUCCCUUUCCCACCAGUCAAAAAAUUCUUAGUCCAAGGAUAUGAUAUGCUAUGAUAUGAUCACCCCAGCUGUCCUAGCCUUCCUUAUCUUCGGCAUCUGUACCUGAGAUUUUUUUUAAAUGUGUUGCAUUUCUCUUAAAACAACAUGCUUUUUGGUACAGUUGGCUUCCAAAAACCAAGUGCAGCCAAAACCAAUAUUCACUACUUUACUUCUGGAACCAGAAUCGAAUAGAGAUAUUUUGGGCAAGGUUUGAUUUUGCUUGGAAUCUGAAUGCACAUGCAUUAAUGCCUUCAGGUGUACACACUUUCCUCAUAUACUAGAAGGCUCCACUGUGAACCUCAAAGAAUUCUUAAUUUAAAAUGCAACCACAAGCAAAAUGGAACUUGCUUUGUCCUAUUAUUCACAGACUUGACUACCUUCCACUGCCAGGCACUGCACUUCAGCAGAAUGAAAUCAAGCAGCUAAAGCCUCUCCCUCCAUUUUUAUCCCACACGUCAACAAGUUGGAAUGUUGCUUGUAUGGGAAACUGAGCCAAAAUUAGCUGUUUCUGACUAAGUUAAGUGCACCCUGUUUCAAAGUAGUUUUACUUGACACCAAAUGAUUGUAGCCUAAGCCUCACGGCUCUUAAUCUUGGGUCCCCAUUUUCAUGCCCUUUGUCCUGAGUCUGGAGUCUCAAGAAAGUGCAAGUGUGCGACUGCUUUUUUUCUUGGGAACAUGAAUUUUCAUGGCUAGCUGGCAAAACGCUGGGUCCUUUUAAAAUGGGGUUCUGACUAGGCAGUGCAGGCUUCUUGACCGUGAAAACAUAGCUAUGUGUCAUAGUCACAACUUCCCAUUUUUCUCUCAACAUCCUUUUUAAAGUGAUCAAGUGACCAAAAUCGAGUGUGCACAUUUGCACUUUCCUGAGCACCUAGAGGCUUGGGACAAACUGCAAAGUGUGCUGCAGGAAGAGGACUAACUGAAGAGCAAGGAGUCUUUGUACAAAAGAAGUGUAAAUUCCUUCAACUCUUGUUUGUUUUUGGUGCAAUGAUCCCUCAUGCUUUUGGUGUAUCUUGACAGCUCAUCUUUUGACAGGUGUCCAAAGAAACCGGCAGAGGGGGGAAAACAAUUUGAAGCCCUUUCUGGGCAGUGCAUUUGGGCAACAGACAAUCCCCUGGAGAUCACCUCAGUCACACAACUGUGCCUACAAUUUAAAAAAUGCUAUGUUUCUGCACAUUUUUGAGCAAAUAAAAUAAAAGAUUUGGCUACCACAGGCAGCCCCUGGAAGGUGCUACUGGGACUUUUUGAAGGGAUGGCCUACAGCUGUCAAAAUGGGAUCACAAAAGCUGGCUUGACAGUUGGCUUUCAUGACCUACACCCCCAGAAAAAAAGUUUAAAGAGAGAAAGGGCUUUGGCAAACUUGAAAUCAUCCAUAGUCAUGGUGGGAAGAGGGGGAAAGAACCCAUUCCUCUUCCAGGGUCUUCUGGGAAACCUGCAGGAAAUUUGAGGGCAGAAAGGAGAACCAGCAACCCACUGUGAGCCCCAUCAUCUGUCAGGAUCACUGUGGGUUGUUUCACAUAUGUCCAGCCCACUGCAGCUUAUUUGUAUUUUUUUGUAUUUUUAUAUUUAAUGGUAAUUUAUUAUGUACUAUUGUAUUUCAAUGUAUUUUAUCAUGUUGUAAGCCGCUCCGAGGUUUCGGCAAGGGGCGGCAUAGAAAUGUUAUAAUAAUAAUAACAAUAACAACAAUAAUAAUAAUAAUUAUUAUUAUUAUUUCCAGGGUGGAUUAUUGUGAUGUCCACCCUCCCUGACGGUCAACUUUCUCCCAGUGUAGAGGAAGAUUUCCUUUGCUUGAGGUGAACAAGUUAGGCUUUUAGAUUAUAUCUUUGGAUUUCUGUGUGGACCGUUACCCUGAAAUUUCCUAGAGAGUCACAGAUGCAGAAUUGGGACUAAAUGAUGACUUUCAUGGGAGACAGUUCAAAUCUCAGGUGACCAUCAUGAUUAAGUUCUUCUCACUCGACAUUUCACUUCUGAGACUCAAUCAGGAGGUCGCCCCACUGUUCUCUCAUAAAUCUGCAGUGCCCAGACAACUCUUUGUUGUAUAUGUUAAACAUGGGAUAUGUAAUAAUUAACUGGGACCACCAUGGAGAAUGAAAUAGGAACGGGGAAAAGAAUUCAUCACUAUGAGAAGACAAAUCACCAGCUUCCAUUUACUUUUAAGUGUGCCUUUUUAUAGAGGGUGCGGGAGAGAGCAUGAGUACCUUGUAUAAUGAAAAGCUCUUUGGGGAUUUGGGAUUACGCAAGAAGAAAGCUGGGUGAGAUAAAGAGGUCUGCAUUGCUUGCGAUCUGGUCUUUUUGAAAAGGGAGCCGCUAUCUGAGACAACUUGAUCUUUCCCAGCAACCUGAAAUACCUGUUCUCUGAAGCAGGGGUUGCUGCCUUUUAUCUGUUUAAGAACCUGCUUAAAUGUAAACACACUAGCUCAUCUGGUUUCAGUAAUACCACCCCAUAUCCAGCUGUUGAUGUGACCUGCUCCUAAGAAUCACAACACAGUGUACAUGUGGGGAAUGUUGGCAUGGCUUUCCUUGCCUUUUGGGACUCUUUUAAUUAAGCCCCUGUGAUAGAAACAUUGAAAUAAGCCCUGCGCAUGCCUGGAAAGGGAUUAUUGGGCCUUGUAUUCUAAUUGUUCUGCUGAUUUUGGUUCCAAGGGGAAAAAACUCUCAUGCAAUAGCUUGUAGAAGAUGUUUGAAAACAACCAGAUCAACCAGACAAGGCAAAAAGGAAGAGUGCCAUUUUGUGGUCUGUGGUGGAAUAGGUUAGUUUCCUGUAAUUUCCUUCAUGGUUUAACACUUAAAGAUAGAUAUCAUGUUAGGCUUUUAUAACUUUAACAGUUUCCUGGGUAGGGGAAAGAUAAGGUGAAAUAGAAGUCAUAGGUACUGAUCAUUAGCUUUACCUUACAGGAUCUAGCUGUAAGUACUGCACAUUGAUGGAAGACAAAAAGUAAGCUAUUGUUACUCACUGUAUUUAGUUAGCAAUAUCAGCUUUAGUCACUGUGUAUAUGUGAGGUAUUCACAUUUGUCACUACAAACUUAUUCCAAUCUGCAAUUCAAAGAAAACAGUUAAUUUAAUGUUUAAUUCUCCUUAAUUGCAACUUUUGUGCCCUUCCUCACUCACUAGGGCCUCUGUAAUUUUAAGAACUGUAUGUCAGACAGAAAUAAAACAAGAACAACUUGUUCCAAGGAUGAUCAGUCAAUUAUAAAAAGCAUCUGUCCAAAAAAGCAGCAAUUUUAAUGAAAGCUAUAGUUUAGGAAAUCAUGUCCCAGGGCUUGCUUGCUUUUAAAUAUUCUGUUACCACAUGUGUAUUCUUAAAGCCAAUAUAGCUACGAUUGUCCUUAAGGGGAAACAUUCACAGUUCGGUAAGACCUUUAUUUGGACUAACCAGCAUUCCAAAUGCAGUUGCGAUUACAUACCUGCUGCACCUAUCACUGACUGCUUCAUGGAGGAAAUAAUCCUCUGGAUCCUGCAGUGUUUGGCAGGGCCACAGGAUAAUUCAGAUUCCCAGAGCUGAGGUCAGAGACCAUGCUGUAACCUUGAGCAGGGAACUGGAACUUGGAUUCCCCUCCCUUUUGCAGCUGGCACAAACAGAACUGCUUUGCCAGCUGCUGUUUGAGGUCAGGCAAGCAAUCUUGCAGAGGGGGGAAGGGUGGAUGGGGGCAGGGAGGGGAUUGAAGAUGCUAGGAUCUGAUUUAUCCUGAUGCCUCUCCAGCUUCUUUCCUUUCCAAGAUGCUCCAGCUGGAGAGAAAAACAGUCUGUCUAGUGGAGCAUGCAGGGCGGAAGGAUGAAGUUUCCCUCUACCACUCUUCCCAGUCUGCAUUGGAUGCCUGUAAGCCUCUGAGCUGAAGGGGUUAUGGUCAUCAGCAUAGGAUUGCACACCAUCUGCAGUAUCUGUUUUGAGACUGGGGCUCUCUUAACUAUAGAUUUAAAAGCCAUUACAUGCAGCCACAGUUUUGGACUUUCUAGUUUCUCCCUGCACACUCUUGCUUUUAGUACCAUCUAGCAUGAUUAAGAGUUCUGGAGAGUUCAUAAUAGAAUUGUGGCUGGAUCUAAUCAAGAUAUUAACCAACAUUGUAUUCUUAAAUGCACACUGCUUCAUCACAUGGUUAUUCUUCUUAGUUCUUAAUUUCUUCAGGCAUUGUUCUCCUGACACAAGUCAUAGGGGACAUGACUCAUUCAGCCUUCUUGCCAUUCAUUUGGAGACACAGGAAAAGAUGGAAGACUGAAACUGCUGGAGAAAAUUCUGAGCUACAAGCUUUUCUGAGCUUAGCAAGAAUGGCUCCCCCUUUGGAAACACAAACAAGGGAAACACUCUCUUGAAAGAGAAAAUUAAAAUUCCUAUAUUACAAAAGAUAAAUGAUUAGGCCAAAAGAAUCCAGUCAGUGACAAACUUGUAGUUGGGGCAUUCAGUUUCUUGACAUAAGUGCUACUGGUAUUUCUGUUAGAACAUUUUCACCUGCUAACUUGCAGAGGUGCACAAAAUGCACCUUGCGAAACAGCAUACCGAGUCAUAUUUGGAAUUUUUUUCUACUCUGUUACUGUACGGACAGCACUGCUUUUGCAGCAUCCUUUCAGCCAAUGUUUUAAAAUGCUUUGUUUUACAGCAAACUGAGAACUAAACUAGAUCCAUGAUUGGAUUUUCCCAAGUUGUUUUUGUAAGCUUGAAAGCAGUCUUGGGGGAUGGGGUUGAAGGUUGGAUUAGGAAAGCAACACUGGAGAAAGUUAACCCUUCUCCCACAGCAUUUUAGCAGUUUCAGAUAAGAGUGAUUGUUUUUAGAUCUAGUUCAUUCUGUUUUUAAACAUAGCUGUGGGAUAAAACUAGCUUUGGAUGAAAGUAGCAUAUGCAGAAGAAACACCCUAGUGGGAGACUUACAUUAAAGGGUGGAUUGGAGGGGAGGCAACCCUGUUGGUUCACCUGGACCUUUCAGUGGUUCUUGGUACCUUCAACUCUGGUAUCCAUUUGGAGUACUUACCUGGUCUGGGCAUAGGAGGCAGUUUUCUGGUGCUUCAGUCCUUCCUGGAUAAGCAGUCUCCGAGGAUGGUGCUGAGGGGCUUCUGCCCCUCACCAUGUCCUGGUCCUCACCAUGCCCAUUGGCCUAUGCUUUUUGACAUCUGCAUGAAACCACUAAGGGACAUCUUUCAGAGAUUUGGACUUAUAUAUCAUUAGGAUGUCCCAGAGAGGCUGUGGAACAUUUGAACUAGAUCUGGAGGUGGUUUUGGGAUGCAUGUUGGGGGUGCUGUGGUUUGGGAAACCAGCUAUUCUGGAUGGAGGGCCAUCACUGAACUUUGAUUCAAACUUCCACACACAGCCAUGCACACACAUUUUUGGUCUGUAGGAGAAAACACACACACACACACACACACACGUGUGUGUGUGUGUAUGUGUUACCUCUCUUCUCAGCAUUUGCUUCAGCUCCCAACUCUUCAAAAUCUGAAAAACCAACACUGCCUAUGAACUGUUGUGCAGUCUGAGAAGGAUGUUGUUAUACAAGAUUAUGUGCAGCUCUAAGUUUUCCUUGAAAAUACAGCUAGCUGGUAAAAAAAAGAGAGAGAGAAUUAGAAGCAGGGCCACUGCCCAGUAAUGGACAAUCUGUGAUUAGGAAGACGCAACAUGGUCACUAAGAGGCAGUUAAAAUUAUCAUUAAUACUUUUCAGAAAACAGUUUCAUCUAUUGAGAUGGGAAGGAGAACUGCAUGUGGUCUAUUUCAUUUUUAUUCUUACGGCCACACAGUGAGGAAGUUAGGCUGGAAGAUGGUGAUUGGCCAAAGUUAUCCUCCAAACACCAGUGGGGAUUUCUCUAGUGCAAGGCAGACAUUCUGUCCACUUCUCUACACUGACCUUGAUGAUUUAAAUGUAAGGGCAAAUUUUACAAAUGAUCAAAGAAGUUCCAUUCCAAGUACACUGUAAUAAAUGCCCAGAGACUUCUGGUUGUUGGAUGGUAUAGAAAUCAAUUAAUAUAAUAUAAUAUAAUAUAAAUAAGGAAAAGGGUCCUUGUCUGAAUACAUUGUUCUUGCUUUGGUUUACACAGUAUCAUUUGGUUCAAAGUAAUAUGCAUGGAAGGGAGAGGCAAAUAUUUUAUUUGAAUUCCCACCCUUCCUCCAAUAAACUCAGAGUAGUAUUGUAAUAUUAUAAUCCUGGGAGGCUGAUUAGGCCAAGAGAUAGUGACUUGGCCAAGGCUGCUAAGUGCAGAUUUGAACUUUGGUUUUCCCACACCCAAAGCUAAUGCUUAAAAAAUUAAAAACCUGUACUCCUCAGCUUGACAGUUUGCAGUUGAUGUGGCCAGGUCCCCAAAACAUUUGUACAUCUCCAGCUAAAAGUUAAAAAAUAUUGAACAAUUGAGAACAAUACAGAGGACAAUGUUACACCUUUCUAUAAAUAAGAAGUCAGCUGAAGUACAAGUGUUUACAUUUAAGAAUGUAAAGUCUGCUGAAUCAGACCAGAGGCCUAUCUAGUCAAAGAGUUUGUGCCUACAAUGGCCAACGAGAAGCAGAAAAACCACAAGUGGGACUUGAAUGCACUACUACCGUCUCACUCAUAUUCCUUAGCAGUUGGCAUACACAGGGAUACUACUGCUCAUAUAGGUGAUAACAUAGCUGUCUCAACUGGUAGCCAUUUAUGACUUUAUUCCCCAUGAAUUAUUCCCCAGGUUUGCCUGGCACCAUCACUUUAUUCUUUUCAGCUCCAGGCUAAAACCUUUUUAUUUCCCCAAUGUUUUAAGGUCUGAACUGUUUUUAAUAUGGGUUUUAGUGUUGAUUUGUUAAGAAUUUGAUUAGGAUGCUGUGUUUUAUUCUGUUUUGUCCUAUUGUUAAACCGUCCUGAGAUUACGGUAAGGGAUGGUCUAAAAAAGUUUAAAUAAAUAUGAAUUUUUCUGAGCCGCUUUUAAGCCCAUUUAAGUUGGCAGCCUUCAUGCCAUGUUAGGUUGUGGUAGUUGUAACAUGAACUGGCCUAACACCCAAUCUGCAGGGGAAAGGUAAUUGACACCUUUCAAGGAAAGGUACAAGGAAAGGCUGCAAGGAAACCCAGGCUCCCAGGCCACGGGAGGGCUGGAUAGGGCUUGGGAAUGAAUGCACAAUGAAAAUUAUAGCCAAGGACGGGGGAAUUUGCACCCCCCCCAUGAGGGCAGGAGAUUGGGGGCAACAGGAGCAAAUGAUCCUCACCUGGAAUAUGUCAUACGGACAAAGAGAGAUAAAAGAAGGGAGCUGGGAAGGCUUGGGGUUCCCCUUCAGGAGGUUCCCUUCUUGCUGCCAGAGGCUUUGCCGAAGAUCUCUGUGCUAUCUUGCCUUGAGAAGACUAUGUCUGAUACUGUAUUCUGUGUUUAGAGCUAGGCUAGGGAAGCUUGGUUAUUUUGUGUCUGAGGAGGCCAACAGAGCCUGGUGUCUUGGGGGCUUUGAUCGGUUGCAAAUUGUGUCCGUGCUGCUUUCCAAUUCCAAUUCCCCUUUCCUUUCCCAUCCUUCCUUGUGUGUGAUUGCGCCUUGUGAGUCUUAGUGGUUGUAGACCCUCCACUCCUACUUUGUUAGCCUUUCAAAUAGAAUCCUUUCCCCACAACACAUGUGUCGCUGUGUGCUGAAUCCAGUGUCUGGUCUGGGAUCAGGGACCGAGGAGUCUCUGGGCGGAGGUUACAGCCCGCUGGGCUGCAGGGAGGUGGGAAUUCCAAGGCAUCUGGGCAGUGAAUUCCAUAGUUUAAUUAUGAAUGGUGUUCAACGCUUUUAUCUGUCUGAAUAUUCCACUCUUCAGUUGUGUUGGAUGAUCUUGGGAUCUCAGUAUUAUGAGAGAGUUUCUCCAAACCAUGGAUAAUUAUAUACUGUACUUCUAUAAUUCAUGGUCUCCUCCUCAUUCACCUUUUUUCCGAACUAAUGAGCACAAAAUGUUGCAACUUUUCUUCACAGUGGACCUGCUUCAACCCCUUGAUCAUUUUCUGCACCUUUUUCAGCUGUACAAUAUUGUUUUUGAUGUAUAGUGACUAGAACUCUGCCCAGCAUUCCAAGUAGAGUCACACAAUAGAUUUGUAUAAAAACACCAUGAUAUUAUCAGUUUUAUUUUUUAUUUCUUUUGUAAAGAUCCCUAAAUGGAACAUGCCUUUUUCACAGCAGCUGCACUCUGGGUCAACCUUUUCACUGCACUGUCUGCUACAUCCCUAGAAUCCUUUUCCUGGUCAGUCAGUGACAGCUUGUUCGUGUAUCUCUGAAGUUAGGAUUCUUCUUUCACUUACUUAAAUUGAACUGGCUUUGCCAUUUUAAUGUUCAUAUCCUCAUCUUGGAGCUCUUUGCUGUCUCUCUUUUUGUUCUAACUGCCCUAAAUAAUUUGGUGGUAUUGCUGGCAAGCUUGGCCACCUCACUGCUCACAUCCAGCUCAAGUUCAUUUAUGAACAAGCCGAGAAGCACCAGCCCCAGUACAGAGCCUUUCAACAGUUGUACAGAAGGUGUACCUUGAACAGAUAUCUGUAAGGCAAAAAAUUAUCAGACGCAUGGGAUGCUUUCCUUAUGUGGACAUACCAAAAGCAGAGAGAUUGUUUUUACAAAGGAGUCCUGUCAAAAUUACUGGUAAUUUUAAGGGAACCCUGUCGUUCACAAUGAUAGAGUACAUGCCUUGCAUUCAAAAGCUCUGGGGAACAGUCCCUAACAUAUCCUGGUAAGGCUGGGAAAGACUGAAACCCUGAACAGCUGUAAAUACAAACAGUACACAGCCAGACCAGUCUUCCCCAGUCUGUACCCCCAUCCCCAGUUCUCCCAGCAGCCAGAACAUGGUCAAUGGUAGGAAUGCUAGGAGUUGUAGUCCAAAAAUUCUGAGGCACACCAGGUUGAUGAAGACUGGGCUGGGUGAAGCAAUGGACUGACAUAGUAUGGAUCAGUGUCCUGUAGUCUAAUUGGACUCACAGUAUGGCCGUCUGUGGCCUAUUCUCUGCUAAGGAAGCCAGGACAAGAGAAGCCUUGGAAAACCACAGCACAGGGGGCUUUGCAAAAAGAGGACAAUUCACUGGUAUGUGGCUUCCAACUCCUGAAUCCUAGACUGAUAUCUCUUUAGGUGUAGCAGGACUCUAGUUCUGGCUCUCCUGUGAGGUUUCUGCAUAAACUGAAGCUACACUGAUUUCUUAGUUGGUUCUGUUCUCUCCUCACUUUGGACUUGUUUCAGAAGAAGGGCUGAUCAACUGCCCAAGCCUCUUGCUGUUGUCCACUUGCUGAGUAGGGAGUCCAGCAAGUCAGGAUGAGUGAAUUGAAAACAUAAAAAGGGGAAAUACUUUUCAACACUGUAAAACUUGCUGCUGAGGUGCCCCAAGAGAAGAAUGUGCAAGAUGGGUUUUUCUUCUUCUUUCAACAAAUAAUGCUGAUUUUUUACCAGUAAAAGAAAGCUUCUGAUUACUAAGAAUAUUGCACAAGAAAGCUGUUAAUGUUGUAUAAUAACGGCCAGCAACCAAGGAGACAUCGGGGUACCUGCUUGCUUUUCUCACUCUUCUACCUUUCUCGAUUGGGUCUUACUUGUAGUCUUUGUGCAGUUUCAAAUGUGGGUUCUGCACCUGCCCAGAGCCUAUUGCAAGAAAUAUAUCUAUAAGGUAGAGUUUCAGCAGGCAGCUGGCCUUCACCGUCCAAGUGCAUACUCAGGGGACAUGGCUCUCAUUUUCCUGACAAGCGCCAAGGGCACAUCUAGGAAAUGCUGGUCAGGGUAGAAAAAACAAUCAAAACUUUGUUUUAUUGCCUUUCCCAGUCUUUCAGUUUUAGUGUUCAUUCUUUUACAACCCACAAUUGGUUUUCUUCUCAGUUUUCUUGUCAGCACCCAGGGUGCUUAUUAUCUUUGGCAUCUUCAUUGGGACACCUGUGGCCCAGAAGGUUGCAUUCCUCCUCAAGAGCUUGUCUUGCAGUAAUAAAUUGCUGCCAAUGGACAGCCACUCCCUUUGCCUUCUGUGCUUGGAAGAGAAUCACCUUGUCAAGUAAUGCAGCCACUCUCCGGCUCUUAUACCUCAGGAGAGGAAAAAAGGCUUUCCCUCCACUGUCCCACCACCUUCCAUAUUGGUUAGUUGGAUCAGCAGGACCACAGGCGCUCUUAUGCAGGCACAGUGAUCGGAAUCCUACUUGCUCUCUGCAUCACUAUUGCUUUCCAUCCUGUUUUCUCAAGGUGUCUUGGGGGCUGCACAUCCCAGAAAUGGACGCAGGAGCAGUAUCCAUCUUUGGCAUGGUUCUUAGACGCUCAUUGGUACUCGAGUAGGUCACCUUCACCUCACUAUCAAGGGCACUGCUGUCCUGCCUCAGCUACUGUCUCCAAGUCUCCCUUUAAACCAUCGGAAUGCACAGGCUUGAGAAAUCCUGUUCACGCGGCUUCUGCGGUAGCUUCGUCAUAGGCAGUACUGGGCAAAUGGUCAUCUCUGUAGUUGCACAGUGCCUUGCCACCUCACUGCUCGGGCCAUUCUGUAUCGAUUGCUGCUUGGUUACAAUUUCAUAGUACUGUGUUGGGUGGAAGUUUGAGCUGGACAGGGGGACGGAAGCUGGUGCAAGCGAUGGGAGGUUGGGAUGCAGCAGAGCUUGGAACCUGCCAGCUAUCCAGUUUCACCCUGGAAGCUUCCUGAGAGAUUCAGUGCUAGCGCAGAACUCACAGUUGUACAGAUGGCCACUGAAAGAGCUGCAGGUGCAGGUAGGCAACCUAUCUUUAUUGCUUCAUCUGAAAACAUCUCUUGCACUGUGCAUGUGCAGAGGGCAAGGAGCUAAUUGUGAAGCAAGAGGCUUCAUUAGUACCUAUAAACAAAACAACUUCUAGCCACUGAAGUUGCAGGGUUGUUUCUUCUGCUACUCAUUAGUAGUGAAAGCAUUGUGUUGCAUGCACACUGCUUAAAGCAGCUAUAGUUCAAUCCUCUUCCAAAAUCGUGCUUGGGGAAAGUACUAGAGAGGAAUGUUGGUUAAUGAUUGUUAAGGGUGCAUGACUGGCUGGGGCAAAGCACUGGAAAACAGCAGUCAAGUGAAUUUCUCCCCCUUCAAAGUGCUCAAAACAAACUUUGCAAUCUAAAUACACAAAAAUGUUGAGUUGUGAAGCCCAGUUGUACUUUGCAACAGUGUUGUUUCCUGUUUAAUGGAGGCUUUCCUAAGCCAUUUACACCAUUGACUUUCUUCUCCCUUAAAAACAGGAAAAGGUGAUAGCUCAUUUUUAAAUUCUAAACGAUCUCUUACAUUUACUAUUUUGCUUUGAGGAAAUGCAGGUGUUCUUGACUUGGGUGUGCCACAAAUUGUGUAAAAACAUGAUGUGCAUCUUAGAUUAGAUCGAUUAAAAGCUGGAUUAGUUGGUGACAGACUGGAGGAAACAAAAAUCUGUCUGGCUGCAUUGUUCUCUGCAAGUUGCAUUUAGUUUGAGGAAUUACAUCAUCCUCAGAAUAUGAAAUCCUCUGACACUGACCAAAAUUUCUCUUUUCCUCUUAUUAUGGGACAAUAAUGCCUGGUCUAUUUAAGAAAGUGACAAGGAAUAGGAAUAAUAAUUCUUUUUAAAUGUUUUAGCUAACCAUGUUAUAUCACGACCACAAAGAACAGGACAGCAUGCCUCUUAAUGGCAGUGGUGGUUUCUGUGGAUUUAAUAGCAAGCUUGUUGAGCCUUGCGAGCAUUAGUUUCAUGGGAUCCACAAAUAAAUUAUAAGGACUUUGCGAUGUGUUGCAUUUAAGAGUACAUAUUGUCCUUACGUGCUAAGUUGCUGUGGUUCAAUUUGUAUAAACUUGUGACUAACAUAUUAACAAGCCCUCUGAAAAGCAGCAUGGUGUAGGUGAGAAAAGGAUAGGAAAGGACAGUGUUUUCACACUUGGAAAUCACACUGUGCCUUAUAUAGGAGCUCAGUAAGAAUGUGAGGAGUUCUAUUUCUCUACACUGCAAACAUUAAAAUGUUACCCUCCUUUCUCCUACUGGUCUUGCUGAUAUCUGGUUAUACAUUUCUUGGAAUUCAUGCAUUCAUAGACUCCCUUCUCAUGAUAUUUUUCUCCAGCAUGCCUAUAAAUCACCUGGUGUAGGAUUUGGCUUUAUGAAAGAGUCUAGCAGGAAAAAUUACCACUUAGCAGGAGAGAGCAGUGAUCACGUGACUCAACUCUGGUGUGCUCACUAGGUGUCCCCAAUCAAGUAACUAUUUCUCAUCUUCAGUCCUCUGUCUGGAACACAGAGGUGUUAAUGACAGCUUGCCUUGCAAGGUGGUUGCAAAUAAUGCUAGGAAAAUGUGUGUGAAGUUCUUUGUACAACUCAGGAAGCACGGUAUUAAAAUGCGAAGCAUCACUACUCUAGAUGUGUGCUCAGAUCCACUUCUUGCCAUGGCUAUGUUGUUAAGCUCUUUUCAGACUCAACUGAAGUGCAUAUAAUAAGUUAAUGCAGAGAAGCAGGAUCGUUUCUGCUCUCCCUGCCUCCAGGCUCCAUGCAUAGAGCAUCUUUUCAUUUCAGGGCCUUUGGAUGUGCAACCUUCAAAAGGCAGAUUCCCCAAAGGCAUGAAAAGAAGGAUUUGUUGAAGAGAAGUAGCUGAGCAUUCAGAGGAUGAGAGUUAGGAUGAUGGGUGCAAUUCCACUCCACCGGAUAUAAAUGUUUGUAAAAGGACUUCAGCUUCAAGCAAUCCUGAUUCAGUUUUAGGUCCCAUUCAGAAACUUCUUUCUCAGAGCCUGAUUUGGAGCUUAGGGUCAUGUAAUGAGCUCGUACACUGCUUCCCCUUUCCUUCCAGUAUUUGCUGCAACCAUAGGACAUUGUGUUUGGUCCAAAUUGGGGUGAACUGUGGUUAGAGCUAACUGGGAUUGCCAUGGAACCAUACUUUCAACCACACAUAGUGUUAUAAAUAUGAGCCAUGGCAAACCAUGGAAAGGAAGGAAAACUUGCAGGAGAUAAUAGGCAAGGCUGUCAUACAGAGGGAAUGCUGCUUCUGAACUGGACCAAAAAUUUUUGAAAAUGGCUUUUUGUGCUUUCCAGCUAACUGCACAACUCUGUAGCAUGGAUAGCACAGCAGAAUGUCCAGCAACAAAAAUGAGAGCUAGGUUGCUAAUGCUGAGCUGGAGGAAACUGCCAGAUCUUAGGAUGAGGUGAAUACUAUGUAUUUUUAAACUUUAUUUGGCUUGUAGUGAUGUGCUAGGGGCCUGGGUUCCUGGCUGGCAUCCUUGUGUGCUUACGUGUUGCUUUUCCGAAAAGUCUGCAUUCUUUUUAAAAGCCCCAUGAAAAUGAAGGAACAUAGUCUAAACACAGUGCAGCUUCAUUUGUCUGAGUAGCCCCACAGAAUUACAACUGCACAAAAGUGCUAUAUCUCUAGGUCUGUGUGCCGGCAUGGGAUUACUUCAAGUCCUGUUUACUUCCAGUCCUGUUAACCUAAGAGCAUACAGCGUUUAGAUUGACUCUUGCUGCAGGUUCUGUUUCUGGGUGAAGAAACAACUGGCUAUACAGUUUUUCAAUUCAUGCUCACACGGUUGCAAUUAAGUCUGCCUAGCAUGAAUUGGACUGUUUAAAUUUGUGGUCCCAGAGCAGAGUGCCAUUAUGGAUGUCAAAGGCUGCUGUGUCUGACAACUGCCGUUCACCGUCUGGACAUAGUGCCCAGCCUGAGGGCUGGUCUGGAAUGCGGCUGCAUCAGCUUUAUGGAGAAGCAGGUGAUAUACACACAGUUCAUGAAAUUCUCUCCCACUGUGGAGGGGGAAAACCCCCACACGUCUUUGUGUUGUGGCAAAAGGAGUCUUGGUGCCUACUGCCAGGCUGUGGAGUUGAAGACCAUUCUGUAUUUUGACUGUGGGCCCCCAAAAGAGAGCUGCCCUUACUCACACCUACAUGCUUCUUCAGCUGGUGCCUUAUAAAAGCUGGGCGUUUAACAAGUGUACAAGUGGAUGUUUUCUUGGCAUCCUUGAUGCAAGAUAUUCUGCCUUGCAACAUGAAGGAAACCAUGGUAAUUGUGCUGACCUGAACACAUUAGAUUAUUCAUACCUGUGUAUCUGAAAAUAUCACAUCCUUGGGAGAUCUCGAUUACCCAGGCAAAGAAAGAAUUAGUACCAUUGGCUUUGUAACUGGCUAUUUUUCAGUGGGUGCUCCCGUUUUGAAUUAGCAGGGAACAUAUAUCUCCAUGCCUUCCUUUGGAUGCUAGACCUGAAUCUUGUUGCCUGUGGGUAGUUUUCUCCUCCUCCUCCUCUUCUUGCUCUUUCUUCUUCUUGAAAUAGGACUAAUUUCAUUUGAGAUGGAUUCAACUUUUUACUUUGAGAUGGAAUUGCAAUUUUCUUUACCCGACAAGUUUCUCCUUAUUUCUGGAGCAUCAUGUGCAGCUUUUAAAAGCUUUUUGUAUGCUUUACUUCGAUCAUAAAGUAAGGCAGAUAGGAUUGGCGCAUAGUAUAAAAUUCAUCAAAAAGGUCUGUUUUGACAGUGAAACAGAAGAUAGAGAUUAUUAUUGCUUACUAGUUGAUGCCCACCUCCUCCUUUCUACCCACUGUGGAGGUGGGCUGGAUGCAGACUUGGGGAGAUCCACCAAGUGGUUGUGUGGUCUCCUAGAUAAGGCUGGAUUUUGCCUGCUCCAGGCUAAGCUGGGGGUUCAUGGAAGGGGAUAUAAGACAUUGGUGUAUGGAAUGAGAAAGUACCAUCAGGUAUUUGAGGGGCAUGGAAGCAAAAGGAGCUCUUAAUAGCAUUUUAUGCAUUUGUUUAAUGAUAUCACUCAAGUGGGAAACCUGUUUUUGUUGGACUCCAACUCUCAUCAGUCUCAGUCAGUGGUCAGGUAUGAUGGGAGUUAUAGUCCAACAUCAUCUGAAAGGCCACAGGUUUCCUUCCCAGCCCUUAUAAAUGAAAGCUAGGUUUCUUUAAAAUAUCUGAAGCAAGGGUGCAGCAAAAUCUCAUGCCUUGCCAAUCAUGUUUCAUUGUGUUCCCUUUGCUUGUCAAACAUUUUGAAGUUACUGUGAAGAAUGGCUCUGCUCCUACUAUGGAAUCCAUAACAAUAUGUUGUUAGAGCACCAGUGCGUUGCUCUAAUGCUGUACUUUCACAUUUAAAAAAGCAGGAAAUAAUUGGUUGGAGAGUACCACAUUAUGUAGUUUGACACACAUUAUAUUUCAGGGGGACCCUUAAUUUGGAUUCUUCUUCACUAUUACCUUCAGAGAGAAAGGACCCUUUCUGGAGAAUGGCAUGGCUGGUUUGCAACUAGGAGAAAAAGUAUUUACUUUUUACCUGCUGUCAUUUCUCUCCUCCCUUCCCAUCUAUGGAGGUAGAGCUAUACAUUGAGUUACUACAGUGCCUGAAUCCUGAUACGAAGCAGGGCCAAAAAGGGGACAGUGUACAAAGAAAUUGGAGACUGUAGCUGAUGAGUGUGGUUAAAGACUGAAAGUUUCCUCUGCUUGUGUGAUGUUCAUACAGUGAAAUGACAACCACUCCCUCCAACACACGCUUUCUAGUGACUGCAGUUUAGAAACUAAUAGGUAGGAAAAUGCAAAAUGGCUUAAUUGAAUUGCAGUAUUUAUUACUGACACUUAGUUGAGCUACUGCCAAUACCACUUUCCUCUUCAUAUUUAUUAAUGUACGGUUGGAUCCUGAAAACUUUUGCAGAAUCUUGGUACAUGUUUGUCCACUCCUCCAGUUGCCUAUUAAUUUAUUUCUCUAAGGAAGUGGCUCUUUUCAUCUAUGCAUUUAGACCUCAUCUGCAAACAAAAAUAAGCAGAAUCACCAAGUUAGGCAUGUCAGGAUUUACAGCCAAAUCUAAAUUACAGCACCUGAAAGCCUCCACUUAGUAUAAUGUCACCCUUAUAACAACUGGCGCCAGUGAUGCCAAUCCCUAAUGCAACAAGAGGCAGCUUUUAAGUCUCCUUCAGGAAGUCUUAAACUUUGAGUGGUGUGAUUUUGGCACAUUCCUCAUUCUUCCUAUAGGAAUAGGUUUUAGGCUGGGCCAUUUUGCUAACAAUGCUAGCUUUUCUCAACAAUCACAAGUUGUCUAUCUUGCUUAGGAAGUCUGCAAGUGAAUAAGUUGGGUGCCUUUUCCUCUAAUUUCACAUGUUGUUUGCUAAUUCCCAUGAAUUAAAGAGUAUGCAAAGCCAACAUUUUCAAGGAUCUAGCAGUUUUUUCUACACAGCCUUCUGGAGGGCCUUACCUGUGCUUUGGGAUAAUCAAGAGUUAGUUUUCUACCUGUGAAGCAGGAGCCAUCUAGUCCAGUCCAAUGAGAACUGGUGCACUUCCACCAUAAAUCCUAAAACUCAUUCUGGAAAGGGUACGGAAAAUGGCAACCUGAUUAUCAAUGACCUAAAACUCCUUCAGUAUUGGAGGAGCCUAAAAACAAAAAUCAGAAACAAAAAAUAAGAGUAGGACUUGAGUUUUACAAAAAGCAAACUGCCAUGACACAUGCUGAUUCAAACGUGAAUCACCAAUUUUUGUAGCACAUUGGUUAAUACAAUAACUAGACAUCACAACUGAAAAACUUUUAAGACUGUAGGAAAAAAAUCAUCUCUAUCCACCAUAAUCUAUCUCCUUCUCAUCUUUGCCAAGGGAAAAAGCAGUUGCAAAUAUUAUAUUUUUAAACAACUAGGCUAGUUUUUUAAAAGUUUGUUGACUGGGAUUCUUUACCAGGCUGUCUCUCACCAGCCUUUGGGAGGUGUGAAAAGUCCCCUUCAGUCUCCUCCAUCCAUGCUGAAUCAGUUGUGUGUAUCCCACCCACACACACAGGACAAGCUUUUGACACACCAUCAUGAAUGAUGCAGUACGUGAAUGUACUGUACAUAUACUUUCACUUUAUCAGUUUGAUAUUUGAUUCUAGAAUGCAAGCACUUAAUAUUAGCUGAAUUUACUUCCAAUGGGUUGGGUCCAGAUUUAAGCAGAAUGGACUGCAUUGGCAUUAGGCUUUCCUGUCUCUGUCUGCACAGCAGCCCCUCCAGAGCCCUCUGAAUAGGCUACAUGGAAAAUUAGAAGGAAAAGAGAUCCCCAAAAUUUUGCAGAGGGACCUUCCAUGAGAGCAGCCUAUCCUCUCACAGGAGGACUUUUCCUCUGACAGAAAUUGGGCCCUGUGUUCAACCCAAUAUUUAAAGCAGAGCAUAUAGCAAGACCGGACAAUAUCUAUUCAGUAUAACUAACUGAAAUCUUUCUCAGUUAACAUCUGUUUGUGGAACAGACUCAAUUGUAACAGCAUUUGUAUUGCUUCCUAGUUUCAAUUUCAAGGAAGAAAUUGUCUUCUUCCAAAAUACAAAUGUAGAUUGCUUGCCCUUCCUAAAGUUCAAUUCAGUUGGAUAGAAAUUUCCUUUAGUGGCUAAAAUGUUCUUGUUGAAAAAAUAUAAUUAAUCUCUCCACUUCCUUUUUGAAGUUCUCAUGGAUGCAAGUGAAUAAAGAGGUUUAGAAUAUAACGUUAAAUGCAAAUGUCAAUCCAUCUUUCCUUCCAAAAUCAGAGUGCUAAAUGCAAUAGGAUGUACAUUGUUAUUUACUAGUACUUUAUGCUUCCCCUGGCCUACUGAGACUGGGAAAUGUGGACACAUAGAAGAGGUGAGAGUAUAGGAGACAGUAUUGAAAGUUAAAUGACAGAGAAGUAGUUAGAACAGGCUCUGAAGUUUCCAGGGAUGGACUGUGGGGGGUGAUGGGGAAGGCAGGAAGGGUUUGGCCAAAAAUAUGGCUCAGCCCUCCACCCCAUUCCCUUAAUCUAUUGGGAGAUCCCACUUCAGCUCAAAAGGUUAAGUUUAACUAUGUCAACAUGUAAUAAAAAGUAGAUAAACUGGAUCUUUCAAGGAUUAGCAUUAAACAAUGAAACAGUGUCCUCUUCACCUCUGCUGGUAAAGUCUUGGUUGAUUUGGCUUUAAAGAGAUUUAUUUUGUGAAUUGGACUGCUAGAAUUAUGGAAAUUGGAAGGGAUGGGGGAACACAAGACACUGGGAUCGCAUGCAUGCAUGCACACACGCAUGCACAUGGAAAGGACUCCAUUCAGUCCUCCUGCUGAAAACCUUUGCAAAAUUGCUUGACAUCAACCCAUUUUUGUGUUCUUAGUGUUUAGGGGGAGGGGAGGGAAAGCUCUCAGUGGAUGCUCAGAGACUCUUCCCUUCCCAUAUUCUAGGACUAAGCCCUGGAAUCAAAAGCACUCCUUUCCUGAGUCCGGUGGAAGCGAAGCACAAAUUAAGGGAGGUUGGAAAGUUUUCCAUAAUGAUAAGCAAUGGUACAGAGGGUGUGGAAGAGGCUACAGCUGCUCCGAUGAAGGCAUCCCCACUGGCGUUGCUUCUCUCGCUGCUUACUGGGCCGAGGAACACUCUGCCAUGGAGUCAGUGACUGAUCUUCAGGGAGUCACUUGCUCAUCUCAGCUAAAAUGGGCCAUGAAGUGGCAUGUAAGCAGCAGAGUGCAUCUUGAUGCAUGAUUGGUGUUUUUCCUUGUCUUGCAUGCUUGCCUCACCCAUCUUGUCACCCAGAGCGCCUUGCCUGUGUCACAUCGGCAUCUUGCUUAUAGGGUCUGCUCCCACCAUUUGCCUGCCGGGCUGCUGGACUUUGCUCGUAGGCCUGCCCUCUACUAUACAGGUGUGUCCCUGUUCUUAUCUAAAAAAUGCUAGGAGGUGUGGUGCUAUGUGCCCUACGUUACACUGGACAAGCCUCUUAUAUGAAGGGUUAUUCAAGCCAAGUCUGGUUUGAAGAAUCAUGAGAAGGGGGAGGGCCUUGAAGUGGCCAUGGAAAGUUAACCGAAUGAACGGGCCUGCAGACUCGUACCCCUUGCUAUGGUGAGAUGUAACUGUAUUUGUCUUUACAUUGUAAGAACUAUUUCCUAAAUGUAUAGCUAGACAUAUGAAUUAGUAUUUGCAAAUCUGUCUGCUUUUGUCCUCUAUUUGGCGAUGCUUGAGAGAUUGCUGUAAUUGAAAGAGAUUGGUUUACCAAGGAGAUUCUUUCAAUAACAUUAUAUUUUAACAGUACUGCAGCUUUUUCUGUCCAUAGCUACUUAGUCUAAGCAGUACAUCCUCCCUCCCUCUCCCUCUCCCUCACACACACACACGUGUACAUGUGCCUGAAAUAUUUAGCUGACAUAUCUGUAGAAAAUGCACUGAGGCAUGUCUGCCUUGCUUCAUGCAUUGCUUGAAAUUCUUAAGCAAUGUUUUUGCCAAUUUGAAUGUGGGCAAAUUUAAGUUUUCAUUCUUUUUUGAGAAGCCAUAACUUUCACUCACUGCAUUAAACUGUUGCUGAAGGAAAACAAAUCUGGUUCUCUUCCUUCCCAACAGGUGGCUGUAACAGUGGCAAAUUACCAGCACUUAAGCAAGUAAUCUUGGCAUUUGUUUGUUUGUUUACAAUGUUUAUAUCCUGCCCUAUAUCCAAUCAGGAUCUCUAUAUGGCAUUACAUACAUACCGUUGCAACAUUUUUUCAACUCUGUGAGUACCAUAAGACAUUUGCUCUACUUACUAUGGGUUGAGAAUUGUCCAGACUAGUAGGAUUUACAUGGUAUUAAACUGAGUUAUUAAAAGUGCUUAGAGAGUCAUUCUGAACUAGAUGAAGUUCAAUUCUAAAUCCAGUUGAGUGAGGGACUGUCUGGUUCAUAAGGUAGUUUUCUGCUAGUCUUACUCAUUUUUACUGGACAGUCAAAAUAAUGAUUUUGAAAGUAGACCUUUAGUUGAUUAAGGAUGCAAUCCUAUCAGUUGUUCCCAGAUGAUCAAAAGCCCCCAAAUUCUCAGGCUUCUGACCAUCCAGAAUGGGGAGGAAGUGGUAGCAGCUCCUUGUCCUCCCACCCUGCAUUUUGCUAGGUGGGUUUUUUGUCCAUCUAGCAGCAGCCCUUCAAAAAAGGAUUAUGAGGCCUCAGGAUUGCUCAUCCCUUGGCCUCUGAUUUUCCAACCUCAGAGAUCUGCCCUCUUAGAAGUCUUACUAGAGCCUGUUUACCCCCUUCCUUCUGAAGAUGGAUCACUGUUUCCAACCUUGAAAGGCUGUUGCAAGCAAUCCUGUUGUCCCUGGAAUGCUCUCUCGGGGACCAUAUGAUUGCCCCCUAAAUGAGCAUGGAAUCUUCUAAAAUGGGCAGACAAAGGAUGUGUUAGCAGCUUAAAACAUUUCCUCAAUUGUCAUUUAGUAGUAAUUCUUAGCCAGAUGUGUUUCUGGCAUGGGGAAGGGGAAUUUUGAUAAUUUCCCAUACACUAAGUAUCACAUGCUUCCUUGGUACCUAGAGUCCAGAUCAGAAAUCUCCAAACUUUUGGCCAGGGGACAUGUGUGAAAUGUUGAGAAUAUGUCAUAGGUACUCAUAAAAUGCCUUGGUUGGUGUGGCCAGUCAUAGGUACCAUGUGCCUGAAAGCAGCUCUAUUUCAAUGAAAGCAAACAGAUAAAGCUCAGAGACAAGUCUCUUGGCUGAGAAAAUUAAUAUAAGGAAGGGACCACAUCUGCACCCCAAAUGUGAAUUCACUCUUUUGCCCCCAUGAAGCACAACAAAAUAGUCAUUUCAUGUACGGAGCCUAGAGAAGUGUUUUGUGCUUUGGGGCUCAUUCUGCCUUGUAUUACCUUGUAUUUUUUGGGAAAGUUUCUUAUUCGUUUAGUUCUUGGAAAUGAAGAUAGCACUGAGAGCUGUAAUUUCCUUUGCCUUUCAGUUAUUUUUAUUAUAAUGCUUUUUCUUUUUUAGAUCAGGAGGAGCAGUUAGCCUGGCAAACGAUUGGAGGAACUAAGCUGAGGGACUUCAGGUCAAAGAAACUUCUUGCUUCCUAAGUCAGUACAAACAAGUUUCUGCUUGUCUGUUUCUGGGAAUCAGGACUCUGACCUCAGCUCUUCUGGGCUGCAGGCAAGUCCUCUGCAACCUUCUCAGUCAGGUCUUAAUGCCCUGGGCAAUUGCACCAGUGGUACAUUUCAAAUCCAGAUCCUUUAGAAACAGGGUGCUUCCUCUGAGCUGAUCCACCUCCCACUCAAUACUCAUGCAACACUUGUGCUCCUCAGAACAAAUCCAGGCAUACACUUGUUCAGAUGGAAUGUGGAAUAAGAGUUUUUCCUCUUCAGUGUCUCUUUAUUUGACUUCUGUGGUGGCUAGCUGCCAUAGUGGAGCGUCGACAUGGCACCAGCAACCAUACGGGGCUAGAUGGCCCAAGGGGCUGACUCAGGCUAAGGUUGUUUCCUCUGUUCCCGCAUUUCCUAGCUUAAUCUUCUUGGUCUUUGUACAGUAUAGGAAAUGAAACCUUCUUGGAGGAACAAGGAUACCUAGGAAACAGCCUGUAUUAUUACUAUGAUGUAUUACUAUUAAGUAGUGCUGUAUUGACUAUCAAACCAGUGCAGAACAAUGUAAAACAAUACAAGAAAGUGAGAACCUUAGAAACCGUAAAAACAUGAACUGCAUAAAUUAAAAGGCUAAGUUUUUGAAUGUAUGCAUCCCGCAUGUGCCCUUUCACACAUGUUCAACAAAUAACCCUCUACAACUAAUGACUCCCUCAAAAGAACUUCCUGCAAAUUCUAAUACCUGGGCAGGUUCAUAAUGAGUCUGGGUUUUUUCUCUCUUCUAACAAAUUAGAAAAGUGUAUGUACUUAAUUGGUCUUGUCAGGAUCUUACCAUGUUCCUGAAAAAAAUUGAUGGAAAAAUUAUUUCAGUACAUUGCUUCUUUUAUCACAGCAGAAAGCAGUCUGUUGUAUACAUACACCAGUGUUUUCUUAGUACAUAUUUCUAACUAUGCUUGUGCUCUUCUAUUUUCUUGUGCAACAGCUUUAAGUGGUUAAUGUUUGUCUGUUUACAUUAUAUAGAGACCAGAGACCAGAGCCCAAAUCUUGGGUGUGGAAGUAAAAAUCUGGAAUGCACAACAAACAAUGUCAAAGCCAACAUACUCUUUGGCAUGAUAAAGCUUGUGUGUGUUGUACAUUCAUUUUCCUUUUUUGGGGGGUGAUGUUCUUUUGCACUUUACUCUGGCUGGAAGGAAAGAACAUUUUUCAGGUGUGGCAUGGUCUGUCAAAGGGGGGUGUGAUUCCAACAGUCUGAAAUCCAGGCAGGAAGUCUCAACAUGGUUUUGAUAGGUGGCUGAUUCACACCAGAUUAACAUUAUUCAAUAUUUGACCUUCAGAAUUCUUGAACUGUUGAAGUAUUGCCAGUGGUGUUCUUAAAGCUGGUAGUGUGCAAUUAAGCAUCGGGAGAAAGAGACCAGGGAGACUUGGAGAUACAUUUCCACCCACCAAUAAUUUUUAAAUCAAGUCUGAAAAGGAAUGUGCUAUUGUUGACCAUGUAAUGUAGGAAAAAAGCAAAAGCUGUUUAUCGUGUCUGUAGCAUACCAUUUCAAUCAGACAACUUUUGGAAGAAAACUGAAAAGAGCCCAACAAUUUUCACUAAUCACUUAGCUAGUUAAUCAUUCAGCCUCUGCCCAGGAACCUGUUUUUAACCAUGUGUGGCAUGUAGCCUAAUGCAAAUAUUUAUUUAUUGUCUGUAUGAUUCACUUCCUAUGACAUCAGUGUUUUAUAUGCUGCACAUUUGAUGACUUGCCAUCACUGGGCCGCAGCAUUUGCCAUGCGAUUGCAAACUUUGUCGACCUGCAUAUCCACCAACAGCAAAUAGAAAUUAAAUUUGCUAGAUGCAUUUUUGGUUCUUUGCAAGUUCUCAGACAGGUCCACCUUUUUUCUGGCCAGUAGAGUCUCUUAAAUAAAGCACCGUCUCUGAUCUCAUUGGAGCUCUCUCAUGCUGGUUGGCUAUACUGCACCAGUGCAUUGUGCUCAUUACCGCAGUGGGUGAGUGGUUAUGAAACAGAACUAUGCCUUAAAACUCCCGUGACUCUUAUUUGAUUUAUGCUACCCAGUUCAAUCUGUCUUUCAGAAAUAAAGCGAAAACAGAGACAGGAUCAUUAUAUUUGGUUGCAUCCAGUAAAUACACUGGUAGGCAUGCCAUAAGCAGAGCCGGCUGGAGCCAGGGGUCAGACUUGAUGACUCGGGGGACCCCUUCUGACUUGCUCUGUUUCUAUGUUUUUGAAAUUCCUGGCCAGUGGGACACAAUUACAAGCCAUUUCAGAGUAGUGAACUGUUCUGUGUACAUUCUAUAAUUUAUGAAACUGAAGGGGCAAAGGGGAUAUAUGAUGUUCAUUCCCAUUUGAGCAUGAUGCUUCAGCUAAAAGUAAACCUUGAACUCCAUGUUGGAGCAAAUGGAGUGGAAAUUGGAGGGGUAGGAAGAGGAAGGUAGAAGUUCCCUCAAUUUUAGUCCAUUGACAUUUUUCCCCUUGUCAUAGUCGGAGGCAAGAAAACCUAUGUGAGAAUGAAAUCAGCACACUUCAAUGUAUGUUUCUUUAAAACACCUCUGCAGGCAAGACUCCCGGCGAUGAUCUGGAGAGCCUAAUCUGCUGCUGCUUUGGUGAUGGAGCUGAAGGUCUGGGUGGAUGGUGUUCAGCGGGUUGUAUGUGGCGUCUCGGAUCAGACCACCUGCCAGGAGGUUGUCAUAGCAUUGGCACGUGCCAUUGGUCAAACAGGUCGGUAUGUUCUCAUCCAAAGACUCCGUGAGAAGGAGAGGCAGCUUCUCCCACAUGAAUGCCCUGUGGAGUCACUGGCCAAGUGUGGACAGUACGCCAACGAUGUGCAGUUUAUAUUGCAGCGCACGGGCCCCAGCCUCACAGAGAGGCCUUCCUCGGAUAAUGCCCUGCAGGUGCCUGAGAGGACGUUUGUCAGGGCUAGCCUGCCCAUCAAGCCUCGGCCAGUCAGCACGGAAGUGCCCAGACCGAGGCAGCCCAAAAAAUCCUUAACCUUCAACUUGGGUGCUACGGGCUCCAAGGAGCUGCUUGCAAAGAACAAGCUGAGGCAACACAGAAAGGAUGCUGUGGGCUUGUGGGACGGGGCUAGUGGGGGGUUGCUUUCCAAAGAGGAUUUAUUCAAGACUGUCCUGCACCAACAGGAGCAUCUGCACUCCCUGGAGAUGCAGGGGGAUGCCUUGGAAAUGGACAUCAGGCACUGGGAAUAUGGCAGAGGUGUCUGCCAGGAGGAUGAGGUCCUGUAUCUGGAACAGCUGAUCCGGCAAAAUGAGAAUGAGCUGAGUGAGGAAGAGUUUUGGCAGAAUGAGCUGCGCUUGGAAAAGGAGUAUGAAAAGGAGCGGCAGGAAAAGGUGUGCAGUCUGCGGGCCACCAUGGAGGAGUACACACACAAAAUCCAUGAGCUUGCAGCAAAAACGGAGGCCUUGGAGAGAGAGAUCCAGUGGGAAAUUUCUGAGAGGGCCAAGAGGGCAAAGGAAGCCCCUGCCCAGAGCCCUGCUGAACUAGAGGAGAUGGCAGUGAAAAUGAGAAGAGAUCUAGAAAUAAAGGCCAAGCAGAGUGUCCAGCUGGAGAGCAGUCUGGAGACUGUGGGGAAGGCCUUGGAGGAAGCAGAGCAAAGCCUUCAGGCCCAGAACCAAGAGCUGGAGGAGCUAAAUAAGGAGCUGAGGCAGUGUAACUUGCAGCAGUUCAUCCAGCAGACGGGAGCCAUGGUGACUGCUUCGCAGCCCAGAUCAGAGGCGGAACCCCAGCUGGAUCAAACUAAUUAUGAGCUGCCAGCUUACCAGAGAAACGGAGAUCCAUCCAGUGGCAGUACAGAUUCCCCUCCAAGAGCCACAGCCAAGCAGUUCCUCGGCAAUCCACGGAACCUUCAGAACCCCCUGGUGUCCAGCUUGAACCCUGAGGUCAUCUCAACAAAGCAGAGCAUCUGGAGGUAAAAAAGACAGCCAAGGAGGACUGAUUGCCUUGCGAGUAUAACUAUAUAGAAAUAAAACACUAUUUCAUGUAUGUAUUUGACUUCUUUUUAUCGCAGAUGGAUGGAUGUAGUUGCUCGUGUAAAAUAUUUUUACAGGCUUUUUAAAAAAUGAAAAAAGAAAACAUCUGUUUGGAGGAAACAGACUGGCUGUAUUUUUUUAAAUCUCUACUGUUGUAAUUUAAAGUGAAGAUGCAGUUUGUGGGUUCUCUGAAAUUGUAUAUAGCCAUUCUAUUUUUAAAAUUCAUCACGUAAUCAUGCUUCAGAAUAAAUAACAACUGCCUCGGAGGGCUGUGAAACUUGCUUGGGAAGAACUGUUCAAAGCAUAUAGUAGCAGGUCACCUCUCUCCAUUCUGAAGAUUAUACUACAAGCUGCUGCCGUACAAUGAAGGGGUAAAUUAUCAGCCAGACCUUUUUACUGGGCUGCAUCAAUGCACUGUAGUGCUCAUUUGUGUGGAUGUGUGUGUGUGUACAUACACAUUCAUACAUAUACGUAUAUUUGUUGAACAGCAAUUAUUGUCUUACAUGUUAGAUAUUUUGUGGAAAUACACAGCUUUUUGUUAGUUGAAGUGGGAGAAAUUUACUCUGUUCCUUUCCCGGUAAGAAUAUGAACACCAAGAAAUGCUGCUUUGGGACAGAGUGUGUUCAUGGCUAUCGAUGCAUCCCAUUCAUGUUGCUGAUCCUGAAUGCCCUUUCAGGAAGGGACCUUUCAGAUCUGGUAAAAUGGGAUUUAGGUGCUAGCACUGUCUUGCCACUUGUGCCUCGCGCCAAAUAUUAUAUCAUUCAGUUUUAUACGAAGAGAAUGAAAUUGCUUCAGCCUAUAGAAAUAUUUAUUCUCCGUAUAGUUUUUAGGUGGAGUAUGUAAUAGUUAUGAAUGAUAGACUGUUCCAAAGCUGAGAUUGUAAAAGUAACUUUUCCAAGUAGAUGGUGACUGAUACGUAAGGGGCAGCCUUGCGUGUAUGACGGGGGCGCUGGCUGCAAAAAGGACUGGCUUGGGUUUGCUCUUUUUCCUUGGCCAGAGUAGUUUCUACAGGGCUGCCUGUAAUCACCUACAGUAUGGCAAAGGCCUAAAUGCUUGCUCGACAGGAACCAGCCCAGUAGAAGCCCUUGGUCUCCACCUUUUCCACCCAGCCCAUUCCAGUCGACACCAUCUUGAAGUGUGCCUAGUUAGGCGUGGAAUCCAGGUCAAGCGGGAAAGUAGUGGAAGCAAACCAUCUCUCUCAUGUUCCCCAUUCAGAACCAGAGGUUCUCUGCAUAGUCGCGCUCCAUGGUCCCAUUCAGGCUGCUGUCGUACGUGAUACGGGGAAAGGGUGUGCAUGCGGGUAUGUGUGCUUGGCAUGCUGCCGUCCCCAGUGCAAAGCCGGUAAUGUGGUUCCUGAGAGAGGAAACGUUCUUCCCACCCUUCCCUUCCAUGCUUUUAGUCAGUAGCUUCUUGCAUUAUUCGUUAUGAUGCAACUUUGUAGCCAAGCCUGCAAGUAGACUGUGAAACUGAAUGUGCCAUUCCCAGUUUAAUAUGAAUGUCAAUAGAGGCAUGCUGCAUGUCGCUGCCAUUUCCCUAUUAUCUUGGACAAAGCUGUCUUAUCCCAGCUCGCUGUUCUCCCUUGAAGGCAUGUCACCUGGUGGCAAUAAUGGGUACCAUCCUCUGGGAAAUGUCACUUACGAAGUGGUAUAUUCUGACCUGAGCACUGCAAAGUUGAUGCUGCGUAUUCACCAGCCUAAGGAAAAGCAGCGUUUAGUAGAACUGUUCUUCUGAAGUAUCUGGAUCUCAUACCAUGCAUGAGACUGAUGGUGCUUCUAUGGAUAUAUAUUAGCAGGAUGGUAUGAAAGGUGUAUGCCAGGAAAAGUGCUUUGUUAAAUAUCCUGUGUAGUAGCAGAACCACAGAAGCACUAAUUAUUAUGCCAGGAAGUACAGAACUUCCAAGAAUGUAAUCAGCUCCUCUCUUUGGGCAAGCUGGCCUUCUAUCUCAGACAUUAAUGGAGUGCCAUCACCUCUCCUUUUUUUGAAACAUGCUGCACUCAAAGCAUUCUGUUAUUCAGAAGUUCAAAGUUAAGAAGAAAAAAAUGGUGAGACUUCCCCUGGGUUAAAUGGCUGUUCUUUAUUACAAAUUAGUUAUAACACAUUUUCAUUGUAUUUUCCCCUUUUUAAAUCCUUGGCUGCAGUUGUGUUUUUGGGGCCCAUGUUUUAAAAAGAGAGCUCUUCUUCAUUUUACCAGGUCUGAAUAAACCCCACACAUGAUCCAUUAUUGGAAAAGGAAUUGACAGUCAAAAAAUGACUCUGAUGCACUUGAUUCAGUACAGUCACCAUUACUUGCAAACCCAGCUUACUUUCAGAUAUGAAGCAGCGUGCUCCACUUCACUUAGGGCAGGCGUCCUGGAGUCUAAUCCCUGGGGGGGGGGCAGCAGGGGGGGGGGGCUGACUGGGACCAGACUGAAUCCUUUUCUGUUUUGCAAAUGUGAUUCUAUUUAACCUGUAUGAAUUUGAUCUACAAUAAUAGACGAGGAUAAAUUGUAACUCCACUUCUGUGGUAGAAGCUGCUUUUUAACAGCUGCAUGUGGUUGGAUUAUGAUAGGGGAAUGAACAAAGUAUUACUGGUGGCAUUGCUUGCUGAAGCCUGGCCAGUAAAGUUUCAUUUUUUGUGUAUUUAUAUUGUUCAAAGCUGAUGUUUGUUCUCAUUGUGAAACCAAGAGAAGCAAAUCUAGGCAUGGGGAGGUUGAAUGCAUGUUUGAGUGGGAGUCGAUGAAUAGCAUUGGAAGCCCUGACUUUGUUUUUAUAUGUUCUUUUGUGUAUCAUGUAUAUGAAAUGAGACUCCUGUUGUUCUUUGAUUAGGGGAAAAAGCAUAUUCCAUGUAUGAAUGUAUAUAUCUCAUGCACUGGUGGCAUUUUCUGGUUUCAAAUUGUAAUAAAACUCCUGAAAAUAA
Molecule: messenger RNA, 28460 nt
Organism: Varanus komodoensis (Komodo dragon)
Lineage: Eukaryota; Metazoa; Chordata; Lepidosauria; Squamata; Varanidae
Gene: RASSF7
Product: Ras association domain family member 7
Exons: 5
Coding region: 24188-25507 (439 amino acids)
Biological process (GO): signal transduction
Source: RefSeq, a predicted model, not a curated record